CCAUCUCAGUCCCGUUCGCACUCGAUUCCACGCAACGCUUACACCGAUGUCCCAGCAGGAGCAUUCGGCCUCUCCCCCGCCAGGCUCUGCGGGAAACUCUGCGACAGGCGUCCGCCGACACCACACCAUAUCUGCUUCGUCUCGCAACGCGCGCCCGACCUCAAAGUACCAGUCUCAGGAUGUUGAAGACGACGAGCAAGAGCAGGCUUGGGGUCAAGACGAUGUCGUGGAUCAGGACUGGCGCGGCGGGAUUGGUGCCGUUGGCGAGAAGUCCAGUCUGCAUCGCCAGGCAUCACUCCCCACCAAAUACCAUCGCGCAUUUGGCGGUCCCGGCCAGAGACAGCCCGGGAAUUACACCCCGCGCACUCUGAACAGCCUCUCUGCCAUCGCUGGCCAUGAAGGCGACGAAGAAGUCGAAUGGGAAAGGGAGAUGAUGGGCUUGCGCAAUGAGGAUGACUCUCUCUCGUCGUCUGAUCACGGCCACCAAGAAUCGUCCACUUCCCCCCUUUCCCCUCACUUCAGUGGGGGCGUCGCUCAUGGACCCUCACCGCCUCCGAUGGACUCCGGUGCUGGCGUAAGGCGUCACCAGAGUCUCAACUAUCCCAAUGCCAACGCUGCUAUGCGGCGCCUGACUUCUGGCCUGCGGCGCGCAGGGACUCUUCAAGCACCGCCGCUUAAGGGUCAGGUACAGCAAUCGUAUUCUGGGGCUCAGAGUCCUAGUCCUACUGGCGCCGAGGAGUAUGAUGACGAUAACGACAGUGUUCGGGCAGAAGAGGAUGAUGGUUACUUCCGCAUGCCCUCACAGCAAGGUCAAGGGCAAUACCCGACGAGCCCGAUCGGUAGGUCGUCUCCUUGGAGCACCCCUGGUGCAGGAAACGACUGGAGGACACAACUGGCUGGUAAUAUCAACCCCAAUACUGGGGCCGCACCAAGUGGCAUCGACGACGUUUCUCGUGCUUUGUCUGCUUUGGAGAUCAAUCAGCAGUACGCUACUGGGAAUGCCGGAAAUAGCUACCAGCAGGGCAUGCGCAACAAUGGCGGUGUUGGCAAUGGCGCAUCGCGCAAGCUGCAGCUGGUCACGGACCUCGAUAACCAGAUGCAGCAGGGGUCAAUCCAAAGUGCGUCUGCGUACGUCCCCCCUAUUGGUCAUGGCAUGCAGCAAGGCCAGGGUCAACGUCAAGCCGAGCGGGACGAACAGCCUCAUCAUCGAGAGCGCUCUUUCACGGCGUCGGGCUCAGGCCCAUGGGACAGCAAAGAUCGUCCUGCCGGAAACCGGAUGUCCAACCAGAACAUGCACAGCGUCUACCAAGGCAAGAGCGGAAACACAGGCAUCCCCGCAGCUUCGUCUCUCUCUUCUCAGUACAUCAACAACCAAGGCCAGGCGCCACGACUCGGUCUUGCGAACGCUUCUCAGCAUAGCCAGCAGUCUUCCGAAGGCAGAGCUUCUUCUGGGUCUAAUAACCCCAGUCCGCCUGCCGAUAAUUUCCUCACUUCACCUAUCGACCUGCCUACUUUGAUUGCGACCAAGGGUUACAACCCUGCCGACUUUGAUACACGGCCUCUCUUCGCACGAUACUUCGUCAUCAAGUCUUACACCGAAGAUGACGUACAUAAAUCGCUCAAGUAUGAGAUCUGGUCUUCUACCGACCCUGGCAAUAAGCGUCUGGAUAAGGCUUUCAAGGAAAACUCGGGAAGGGGUCCGAUUUACCUCCUCUUCUCUGUCAACGCUAGCGGCCACUUCUGCGGCAUGGCCGAGAUGCUGACACCUGUCGAUUAUACUCGCAGCAGCACCGUCUGGGCUUCUGAUAAGUGGAAGGGUGUCUUCAAGGUCAGAUGGGUCUUCGUUCGCGACAUCCCCAACUCGAGCUUGCGACACAUUAGGCUCAACAAUACCCAGGAGCGUAAGCCUGUGACCAACUCCCGAGACACGCAGGAGUUGCUGCCCGAGGCUGGACAAGAGAUGUUGCGAAUCUUCCACACUCACCCUGCCCGUACUUCGCUCCUUCAGGACUUCGCUUUCUAUGAACUGCAAGCCAUGCAGAAGGAGCAACAACGGCGAAUGCAAUCAGGAACGUCCUCCCCCGACCAAAGCUCUUCCGUACAAUCCUCGAACAUUACAUCCCCUGUCCUCGGCGCCAAUACUACAGGACAACACCCUUUCGCCAUGUCAAAUCCCGCUGCCCUUGCCUACGCCGCCCAGAUGGGUCUCACCGGCAUGAACAUGGGAAUGGGCAUGGGCAUGAAUCCCAUGCUUCAGAUGCAAAUGAACAUGGGCAACAUGGGCGGCAUGGGCGGCAUGGGCUCCGCAUUUACCAACCCCCACACUCUGCAGAGCGUCAUGCGCAACCCGAGCCCUGCGCCCAUGGGUGGACAGAACUACAUGGGCAUGGGCGGCAUGCCUGGCUUCUGAUUACUUCGUGUCUCUUCUGUCAACUACUAGAGCUCGGAACGUGCUCGGGACGAAUAGACUCAAACGGGAAAUGGCCGACGCUUGGUAACGUAUAACGCUAAUGUUCAUCAUGUUAUCCUUCUUCUUCUUUUUCCGUGUUCGUAUCUUGUCAUACAUCUUCAAGUGUAACACCAAAUUGCUCGCGACGCUCCAUUUAACGACUCCCCCACUAUUUUUUGUGUAGCAUUCUCAUCCUAUGUCUUCCGUUAAUUUCGACUCCUCACUUUCUUGGAUAGCAUUGUCCAGUCUUUAUAGUUAUUCUGACCUCCC
Phanerochaete carnosa HHB-10118-sp is the source of this 2719-nucleotide messenger RNA. RefSeq lists its product as uncharacterized. The transcript is spliced from 8 exons. Lineage: Eukaryota; Fungi; Basidiomycota; Agaricomycetes; Polyporales; Phanerochaetaceae. Gene Ontology annotation, biological process: mRNA destabilization. Bases 47 to 2410 code for a protein of 787 amino acids. The record is from RefSeq and is a predicted model, not a curated record. Gene Ontology annotation, molecular function: N6-methyladenosine-containing RNA reader activity; mRNA binding. Gene Ontology annotation, cellular component: cytoplasm.